Dermochelys coriacea (leatherback sea turtle) is the source of this 497-nucleotide messenger RNA. Its product is annotated as protein huluwa-like. Lineage: Eukaryota; Metazoa; Chordata; Testudines; Dermochelyidae. Bases 1 to 483 code for a protein of 160 amino acids. The transcript is spliced from 3 exons. The record is from RefSeq and is a predicted model, not a curated record.
AUGUACGUGGGCGCAGAGCUGUAUCUUGCAUCCCACCCACUCCUGCUGCAGGUCACCCCAAAGAGGACGUUCCCCCAGAGAUGCACCAGCACCCUGAGAACAGCUCGCACCACCUUCCCCACUCCCGUGGGCUCAGUCCAUUUCGAGUACAGCAGCAGCAUCUGGCAGGGGGAUGAUGGGACGGCCCCGCUGAACUCUGCCAACUUCACUGCUUCCCUGGGGCCGGGCAUGGACAGCGACUUCGGAGCCAGUGCCGGGAUCUCGCUGCGGGUCGUGUCAUCGGACAGUGAGGAGGGUGCUGGCGAAGCGGGGGGCUGCUCCCGGGCCUCUUACCUGCAGCAAACAGUACUGGCUGUAGCCGUGUGUAGAGCAUGGAUGCUCGACCGAGCCUCUGGGAUGGCAGCGUGGCCACACCAUCAGGUAGUCAGCCGCCUCCACGAAGCGCUGGCCUGGAGACUAGAGGAUCUUGGUUUUACUGUGUAAUUUAUUUGACUGUA